Saxophila tyrrhenica is the source of this 492-nucleotide messenger RNA. RefSeq lists its product as uncharacterized. Gene Ontology annotation, molecular function: 7S RNA binding; endoplasmic reticulum signal sequence receptor activity. The transcript is spliced from 2 exons. The coding region runs from base 1 to 492 and encodes 163 amino acids. Gene Ontology annotation, cellular component: signal recognition particle, endoplasmic reticulum targeting. Lineage: Eukaryota; Fungi; Ascomycota; Dothideomycetes; Mycosphaerellales; Extremaceae. Gene Ontology annotation, biological process: SRP-dependent cotranslational protein targeting to membrane. The record is from RefSeq and is a predicted model, not a curated record.
AUGGCCAAGGCACAUCUAAGCCACGACGAGUUCUUCACCCAACUCGCCACCCUCCUCGAAAAUACCCAGAAAGCAGGCCAUGGCUCCGUCCACCUCAACCAAAAACGAAGUACCUCAUCUCCACCCACCAGCUCACCACCACAAGCUAACCCCUCCCCAGUGACCCACGACACCACCUCCGCCCCCACAUCCCCCGCCGCCAAAGUCCCAGACGAUCCCCUCUGGGACCUCCACCCCCCCGAACCGCUCCCCAUCAUCGUCCGCGCCACCGACGGCAAAAGCACAAAAAACGACAAGAAGACUAAGAACCCGGAUAAAGUCAAAUUGAGUACUGUUGUGCAGCCGGACGAGAUUGAAGGGUUUUUUGCACGGUAUGCGGAUGUGUGUAAGGCGGGCAUGCAGGGGUUGAAGAAGCGGGAUCGGAGUAAGCGGAAGAAGGAUAAGGGGAGGAAGAAGAAGGGGGGUGCGGGUGAGGGGGAGAAGAAGGCGUAG